This is a messenger RNA of Phalaenopsis equestris, 1842 nucleotides long. RefSeq lists its product as uncharacterized. NCBI's taxonomy places the organism in Eukaryota, Viridiplantae, Streptophyta, Magnoliopsida, Asparagales, Orchidaceae. The transcript is spliced from 5 exons. The coding region runs from base 1 to 1842 and encodes 613 amino acids. The record is from RefSeq and is a predicted model, not a curated record.
AUGGUGAGGUAUCUCAGGGGUGAAUAUAAUGUGAAAUUUCCUACUUGCCCCGGCUUUACUCCAUAUACUCCUAUUCAUGAUGAAGAAGAAGAUGAUGAUGAUGAUGCGGAGGAUGAGGAAGACUCUUCUGGUGUUGGACAUGCAUAUUCUUUAGGUCCCACAGUAGCUGUGCUUGCUGAAAUGUUUCAAAAGUUUCUUCCCACACAACCACAUGCCAUGUCCGCCUCCUCAAAUAUAGGUUUGCCUUCUUCUAGUUCAUCAGUUAUAUCAUCUUCCAUUUGGAUUCUUGACUCUGGAGCCUCUCAUCAUAUGUCAUCUAACUUUACAUCAUUUGUAUCAUUACAUCCUGCAUCAUCUGUAUCUGUUAUGACUGCUGAUGACACUCCUAUGCCAUUAGCAGGCAUUGGAUCUGAUCCGCAAUCCAAGAGGCUAAUUGGGACAGGCCGUAGACAAGGUGGACUUUAUAUUCUGGAUGAGCUGAGAGUUCCAGAUAUUGCAGCUUCCAGUGUUGACCUAUCAUCUUUUCGUUUGAGUUCAUCUUCUUCUAAAUUUUAUUUAUGGCACUCUCGCCUUGGACAUGUUUCCUCUUCUCGUCUAAAAUACCUAGUUUCUACAGGCGCUUUGGGCGAGUUAAAAACUAGUGAUAUUUCUGACUGUUGUGAUUGUAAACUUGCUAAAUUUUCUGCUUUACCCUUUCCUAAAAGUGUUUCACUUUCUGUUGCACCUUUUGACUUGGUUCAUUCAGAUGUAUGGGGUCCAUCACCUGUUGUUACAAAAGUAUGUUUCGUGCAUUUGUCAAAACUCAACAUAAUGUUGUUAUUAAAUGUUUUCGAUGUGACCUGGGAGGUGAAUAUACCUCUACUAAAUUCUCUGAAUUACUUGCAUGUGAUGGGACUUUCCUUCAAACUUCUUGUACUGACACUCCUGAACAAAAGGGAGCUGCUGAAAGGAAACAUCGUCACAUUGUUGAAACAGCUCGUUCCCUUCUUUUGUGAUAGAAAAGGCGCUUUGGAAGCUAUUCUUACUGCAGCUUAUAUUAUUAACAGAAUUCCAUCUUCUGUUACUUCAGGUUUGUCUCCCUUUCAAAAAUUAUAUGGUCAUGCUCCUGAUUAUUCUGCUUUAACUUGCUUUGUUCUUCUUCCUCAUGUACAACGUAAUAAAUUGUCUUCACGCUCGGCAAUCUGUGUAUUUAUUGGUUAUGGUGACGGUCAAAAAGGGUAUUGUUGUUAUGAUCCUGACACUCAAAAACUUUUUGUCUCACGACAUGUUGUAUUUUUUGAGCAUAUACCAUAUUACUCCAUUCCUCCUUCUUCUCAUAGUUUUACAAAGUCUGAUCCUAUCCCAAUUGAUCCUUUUCACACCGACACAGAUAUUGAACCUCAUCAUGUGAUUCAUCAUCCAAAUCAUCUUGAUAUUGAGCUUGUAUCCUCCUCUUCCUCGAAAGCUAUGGCAGAAGAACUUUAUGCUUUGCAAAAGACAGAUACGUGGGACCUUAUCUCUCUUCCUCCAGGAAAACGUGCAAUUGGUUCUCGUUGGGUGUAUAAAAUCAAAACUAAGUCUGAUGGGUUUGUUGAGCGAUAUAAAGCUCGUUUGGUUGCUAAGGGACUUUCUCAACAAUAUGGUCUAGAUUAUGAAGAAACAUUUGCUCUUGUUGCCAAAAUGACUAAUAUUCGUUCUCUUAUUGCAGUUGCUUCUAUUCAUCAUUUUCAGCAUGGCAUCAUCACCUUAUCCUAUAUUUCUUCCUCCAUGCAACUUGCUGACGUGUUUACAAAAUCGCAUUCCACUCAACAUUUUUGUUUUUUGAUUAGCAAACUCUCGAUGAUUCUCCUUGAUGCAUCGUGA